GAUCGUAUGUGGAGAUUGAGCAGAAAGUAUAAAGUCUGACUGCACACAACACAAAGUCUCUUUCACUGUGUAGAGACAGACCAAAACAGACCAGACCAAUGGACUACGGCAAGUCUUACGGCGACCCUGCGUAUGGAAACAGGGGUUAUCCACAGGGUUACAACAAUCAACCAUCUUACGGGGGUGAACAAUAUCCACAGCAGACAUAUCCAACUGCUCAGUAUAACUCGGGGCAGCCAACGGUCAUAACAAGUCAGCAGUACCCAGGGCAGGCAGUAGUCAUAACUGGCCAGCCUACAGUUUUUGCUACCCAAGGUGCCCUGGCUCGACCUGUCAAUGACUACUUGGGCUACUCCAUCUUUACCAUGUUAUGUUGCUGCCUGCCAAUUGGAAUUGCUGCCCUUAUCCACUCCAUCUUUACUCGUGAUGCCAUUCGAAAUGGUGACCAGACAACGGCUGAGAAAUCCAGCAGAAUGGCCAGAAAUCUGAACCACACAGCAUUGGGAAUCGGACUUGCAGUCUUCAUCGCUUCCAUCAUCUUUAUUGUGGUCACGCUUGCGACUGCUAAUAAUUAACUUUAAAGGGAUGCUGAUUCAUUUUUUGGCAGAAACCAUGAUUAAAAUCCAUAUGAAAAAGAAAUUCUGAAAAUAUUUUCGCUUUUAAGAUUAGAUUCAUUAAUCUAUAUUAGCCUUUAAUACAAAUUCUUGUAUUCUUAUUGAUCUCUCAUGCCUUAGGGAUUGAUGUUAAUGUUUCUACAUCAAAUGGCGUUUUCAUCUUCAAGAAUGUGUCAUAAUGGAUAAUGGGAAAUAAAACCUGCAGCUUUCACAUCAGCAAGCUCUAAAUAUGCACUAAUUAUGCACUUACUGUGUUCCAGAAUUCACUGAAUAAAGACCUACUCAAAGAACAA
Cynoglossus semilaevis (tongue sole) is the source of this 907-nucleotide messenger RNA. Its product is annotated as proline-rich transmembrane protein 1-like. Bases 99 to 575 code for a protein of 158 amino acids. The record is from RefSeq and is a predicted model, not a curated record. Lineage: Eukaryota; Metazoa; Chordata; Actinopteri; Pleuronectiformes; Cynoglossidae. Gene Ontology annotation, cellular component: membrane. The transcript is spliced from 3 exons.